Molecule: messenger RNA, 2540 nt
Organism: Spodoptera frugiperda (fall armyworm)
Lineage: Eukaryota; Metazoa; Arthropoda; Insecta; Lepidoptera; Noctuidae
Gene: Nup35
Product: nucleoporin Nup35
Exons: 4
Coding region: 209-1114 (301 amino acids)
Biological process (GO): regulation of DNA-templated transcription; nuclear pore organization; NLS-bearing protein import into nucleus
Cellular component (GO): nuclear membrane; nuclear pore central transport channel; nuclear pore nuclear basket
Molecular function (GO): structural constituent of nuclear pore; phospholipid binding; single-stranded DNA binding
Source: RefSeq, a predicted model, not a curated record
UGUUUAUAUCCGGUCUUUUCAGUUUCAAACUCAUUCAAAAUUGAAUUACCGUAAAUGUCAAAAUCGUGUUAAUUUUGUUUUUUCUGUCAAUUGUCAACCAACGGGAAAGCGUGCAGGUUGUUCAAAAAAGUGAUAUUAAUUAUUAGUAACGGCUGUUCUUUAAACAAAGUGAUAAGACAAAUUUGUAGUACAUAAAUAUUAACUGAAAAUGGAGCCUAUGACUUUGGGUAGUCCGACUAACUCACCUUCAAACAGCCCAAAUGUUGCAUAUUUGCCGCCUUUCCUUUUGGGUGAAAUAAAUCCUCCUACGACUCCUCGCACAAACAGCCUGUCGCCGACGAAGGGCAGGAGUUUAGCUUUCGGUCCGGGUUCACCAACAAGUCCUAGUCAAACAUCAACUCCGGACCAGAAAGCGUACCGCCAGAACAUAUCUAUGCACCAGCAGGCACUGUACAACCAGCAGAACAUGUACCCCAAUGUUCCCACCACACCUAACAUGUACCCCAGUAUGCCGACAACACCCAACCUGUCCUACACUAGCAAACCAACCGGACCACCCAUUGAAGACCUGUUCGACACCAUCAAGAGUAACGAACCAUCAAUGAACAAGUCUUUAUUUCACGAUAGUUUAUAUGGCAACAAUAAUUCUAUGGCCCAAAAUGGCUAUGGCAAUAUGAAUAAUUCAGUAAAUAAUCAGUCGCUAGCAACACCCUGGCAGGAUGGGUGUCAGGAACAUGAUGAGUACUGGGUCACUGUGUUUGGGUUCCCUCCAAAUGCUGCCAAUACUGUGCUGGCGAGGUUCAGCAACUGUGGUGCUAUUUUAGAUAAACAAUACCCAACUCAAGGCAACUGGGCGCACGUGCGGUACGCGACGAGAGCUGAGAAGGAACGCGCAAUGUCGCUCAGUGGUCGUCAAGUCUUGCCUGGAGUCAUGGUUGGAGUAGUUGAAUGCAAGGAGCCGCCGAGGAUCGGCGUUAGUAGUCCUGGCAUUACUUCGCCAGAGAGGCAACCUGGCGUCCGGUCGCUCUGCCCGACACCUAUCGCGAACGCGCCCGUCCCGCAGCGGUCUAGCGGCCUUAUUUCCAAAGCGUUGGACUACGUGCUGGGUUGGUGACAUUCAAGAAACAACAUGGUGCGCAAAAUCGGGCCAAUCUAUCGGCGAAUCAGGCGAGCUCGCGAACACGUCACUCGCUUGCGAUACCGACACAGAGACUUUUUCACAAUGUUCGAUGAAAUGAACCAAUUACAUUUAGAUAAUCAUCCCGAGUUAUUUGACAUAAAUGAAAUGUAGACUGAAUGUUAUGUUUAAUGAACAGUCAGCGACAGGUGUAGGUAGGUUUUGAUACAUACAGUUUAUAAAUGCGUGUGAUAUAUUUUAGUCUAUUAAAAUUAGUUAUGCCAGUUAUUAUAAUUAAUUCUGUAUCAAUCAAUAGGUUUAGAUCGACAUUCCGUUGCAAUGUUGUCAGUCAGGUAACUUAAGUUUAUUGCAGAACUGUAAUGGUAGACCCUUUAUUUUAUCAGUUUCUUUGCAGUCUAGAAUAUACAUUUUUUAACAUAAGAUUAUAAAAGAUACACAUCAUUAAUUAUGAAUAUGAAUAAAGAAUAGCUUCAUUUACUAAAUAGCUGGUCUAUUUUUGUAACCUACUUAUUUUAUUAUGCCCAGUAAAGUCAAUAAAUUAGGUAUAUCUCUGGUUAUAAUAUAAUGUUCAAUAUAAUUAUAAGUUGCUAAUGUAAGAGUCAUUGCGAACGAUUAUAGCGUUACCCAGCAUCAUGCUAUAUAUGAAAUAAACUGCAUGUCCUUGAUACAAUCAAUAUACAUAAUACUAAUAUUUGCAUUUCUAAUAAAUCAUAUUUUUUUCAAAAAGUAUUUUUAUGAAUUGGAUAUAAUAUGGGCCCUAUUUCAAUACAUGCUUCGAUAUGAAUGGUGCCACAUCGACCGAAGGGAUACCACGCCCUCACAGGCAUGAAACAACGUUGGCGUUGUAUUUUACCGUGUGAGUGAGGUUACGGAUGCUCAGCCUCCUCCUCCCAUCUCCAAUCCCCAAUUAUCAAAUCUCUAACCCCCAAAAGAAAAGGCCGGCAACGCACUCUCAUCUGAUUGUGCGGGUGUCCUAGAGCACGCUGAUAGCUUACUAUCAGGUGAUAAUGCUGUUUGUUUAACUUGUGACGGUGACCACCAGUUGCGCAGUCGAUGCCCAUAUUCUAUCAAAUAGCUCUACGUUACUAAAGGAGGGACACAAAAAGGGUCACCGCCCUGUCAGUUUUAUAAUGUCAAUUGGUUGCAAUACUUGCAGAGUGGGGUGCUAUACAGGGGUAUAUAAAAUUGGGGUUGUGCUACUAAGGCUUCGUUCAUGCAUCACAAUCUUGUAGAAUUUGACUGUAUGUAAAAGAAAUAGGUAUCUUUCACAAAGUCGUUGACUGUGCCCAUUGAAAGAAUUGAAUUCUUGUAAAUCUUUAUUAUGUAAUUAAUUGUGAGAAAAUUACUUGAUUAAGGUGGUUGUUUUAUGUACAAAAAAUAAAAUAACUUUAAUAUUUCUUAA